AUGGUCUCACUUCAUAGCUCCCGCGGGCAGACUCAGGAUGAGACUUCUACCGGAGCAACACGCUUGGCGUUGACUCAGGAGUUAGAGAAUUGGAGGAGCGAGACAGCAACUUUGUCUCUUAUCGCAGAUACCCAGAAAACGCGCCAAUCUAGUUAUCUGUCACCUGAGUGGUAUGAGUUGCUAUACUACAACACGCUGCUUAUGCUUUAUCGACCCUCACCAGCGCUAUCCAACAUCCCCACUCGCGCGCCUGUCGUACUUCAGCCUAUAUUUGACGCCUCGAGAGAAGCAAUCUCUCGCUAUGCAAUGUUGCAUACAUCCCAACGCAUCAACUAUACUUGGAUCACUCUGCAUGCUGUUUUCAUGGCCGGCCUAUCUUACAUUUAUGCCGUGAGCCGCCAUUUCCGCGCACGUCGUGCAACCCCAGAGGUGGUUGGUUCUGCCGCUUCCCUUACAAUCGACCCAACGAUCCUCGAAGUUGUCAAUACUUGCCGGUCUUGCUCGAUUGUACUGGUAGCGGUAUCAGAGCGCUGGGCUACACCGCGUCAUUGUCAUAAAGUGUUCGACCGUCUCGGUGACGCUGUUCUUGCCGACGUCAUUUCAUUUUUUACCAAGUCGCAGUCGGCUGGUCCGCUAAUACCGACUGUUCAGCAAAAUCUGCCAUCAGAUACACUGGCCACGCCCCACACAGAGUCCCAACUUUCUGUGUUUGAUCCCAGCGUUCAUAUAGCCCCCAUGCAAGAUUCUUCUCCUUCCGUAAUAGGUGUUGAUUCAGUGCUCCGAGACUGUUUUGAAGAUUUGCAGCAUUUCCAUGAUGCACAUGGAGGCGACGGGCCGAUUCAACAACUCUCUCAAGACUGGCUACAUGAAAUCGGAGGUAUGGCUUUAGAUGCAGUGCAUUUGUGGGGAGAAUGA
Molecule: messenger RNA, 915 nt
Organism: Penicillium waksmanii
Lineage: Eukaryota; Fungi; Ascomycota; Eurotiomycetes; Eurotiales; Aspergillaceae
Product: fungal specific transcription factor domain-containing protein
Exons: 1
Coding region: 1-915 (304 amino acids)
Biological process (GO): positive regulation of transcription by RNA polymerase II
Molecular function (GO): sequence-specific DNA binding; DNA-binding transcription factor activity, RNA polymerase II-specific
Source: RefSeq, a predicted model, not a curated record